UCAGGAUCUGCCCCUGCCAGAAUUACCCUUUACCCAGCUGGAGUUGAUCUUAGCACAGUUGCUGAGUUGGCUUUAUUCGUUUCUUCUUUAUCUUGGGAGUUCUGCCAAAUUUCUGUGGGAUGUAAAUCCUGCAUUCUUUGUGCCCACUAUCAGUGGUACGUCCUUCUUCCCAAGCUUUGUUAACCUCCCCCUAAGUCUGAGAUCACUGAAGCAUGUCCUGCCCUAAACCUUAACAAGGCAACUCUAACAACAAAUAAUUUUUCUAACACCCGGACAUCACUUGGAGCUUGUUGACUUCCCUCUGUUUCUUGGAUUAAAUCUCCCUUCUUGUUGAUUAGGCUCGAAAGUAUUACAAAGAUCAAACACUACAGAACAUCCUCUCUUAAGAAAAUUUUACAUGUCCCACAUUUUACAACAAUAACACACUGAUGGUUUGGGUGCUCAGUCGUGUUUAUCCCGUGUCUGGGGCUGUUCUCGUUCCAGGAGCAGCAGAAGCCAAAGCAGGAGAUAGGAGGGUUCAGCCUCCUGCAGAGGCUGCAACUCUGUGAGAUCAGAGCAGCUCCUGCCUGCAUGGGCAAGGAAAAAGACCUCAACAAGGUGUUAGAAGACCCAAGACCAAAAACUGGACCAAGAGAACGCGUCGAGGGGCAGGUGCAGCUCCAGCCCCAGACAUGUCCUGCUACACCCCGUGCCGGCCCUGCCAGCCCUGUGGCCCGACCCCGCUGGCCAACAGCUGCAAUGAGCCCUGUGUCAGGCAGUGCCAGGACUCCACCGUGGCCAUCCAGCCCUCCCCCGUGGUGGUGACCCUGCCCGGGCCCAUCCUCAGCUCCUUCCCACAGAACACCGCCGUGGGAUCCUCCACCUCCGCUGCCGUUGGCAGCAUCCUCAGCUCUCAGGGAGUGCCCAUCAACUCCGGGGGCUUUGGCCUCUCUGGCCUGGGCAGUGGCCUCUGUGGCAGGAGCUGCUUCCCCUGCUAAAGCUGCUGGCCCUGGCCCUGCAAGGAACCCAGGGACACACAGGAUGGAACCGCCCUGGGGACGCAGCAUCGGCUUCUGCUUCCAGAGCGGCUGAGCCAGCCCAGCAGCCCUUGCAGAAGGCCGGGGCCAGCCUGGGCUCUGGGCAAGCACGGCCCAGCCCUGCCUCUGCCCUCUGCCACUCUCUCCUUUCCCUCCUGUGUCCUUGUUCCCUUCUGCUCCUGUGGGCUCUCAGCCCCACAGAACCAGCCUGGGGAGGACCUGCUGGCCCUGUUCCCUCUCUGGAUCAGGAAGAUGGGAUCUCUGCCACAGCCAUGGACACACACUGUUGUCUGCCCUUAGUUCUUCCUGCGCUGGAUUCCCCACUCUGACCGACCUCAUUUUCAUCUUUUCACUGAUUAAAGUU
Messenger RNA from Pipra filicauda (Wire-tailed manakin), 1380 nucleotides. Its product is annotated as feather keratin 1-like. Gene Ontology annotation, molecular function: structural constituent of cytoskeleton. Gene Ontology annotation, cellular component: intermediate filament. The record is from RefSeq and is a predicted model, not a curated record. Bases 672 to 977 code for a protein of 101 amino acids. NCBI's taxonomy places the organism in Eukaryota, Metazoa, Chordata, Aves, Passeriformes, Pipridae. The transcript is spliced from 2 exons.